Messenger RNA from Moneuplotes crassus, 3671 nucleotides. The record is from the annotation of a GenBank genome assembly. NCBI's taxonomy places the organism in Eukaryota, Ciliophora, Spirotrichea, Euplotida, Euplotidae.
CUAUAAAAAUUAACAAAACUUAAGUAAAAUGGAAGAUUCAAGCGAGAUUUUACACAGCCAGGAUGUCUAUACCGGUAGCUCUCCUAGUUGAGAGGACAUCUGGGCUCGUGAAGCUAGAUUUUUGAAGGAGAUUUAUUACCCUUUGACUGAUACUAAUGAGAUGGGCCAGCGAGAAAUAGGGUCUCAAGAGAAAGAAGCUUUAGAAAGUUUAGCCAUACAUCUUGGACAUCUUGGGGAUCAGACCGAUCGCUUUAAAUCUAUCAUUGAGGAUUCAGAGCCGAAGCCUGAAGAUGAUAUGCCUAUUCUUCACUAUCAAGACCACUCUGAGUACAUAGUGAAUGGUUUUGAUGCAAAUGAAGGAAUGUCUACACUAGAAGUUUUUACUGAUAAAUGGGAUAGAUACACAAAGGAAAGAAAUAGCAAAGAGACUAAUAAAGAAUGACUCAAAGAAGAAUUCUUCUACAGAUCCAACCGCAUGCCCGAGCUCCUUACUUCUCAGUUCCAGGUUGUUCAGAACUCUAGUGGUGAGAAAAGAGUCAAAGCAUACCUUACAGUUUUCAUACCUCUUAAGAAGAUUGAGUGUGAAAUUGAGAACCAAAGAUACCAACCGAUGAAGGAAUCUGAGAUCCCUCUAAAAGACAAGGUUGUAUACGGCAUCCUUAGUCCUCAAUGUCCUGGAGAGAUCCCUGAUGUUAGGUUCUACACCAACCACCUCAGAUCCAGCACAGGCUUUGAGUAUUGGUGUCAGACAAUAGACAAGCCUCUCUAUAUCAAAGAUUUUGGGAAGGUUGAGUAUUUUAUGAAUACGAUUAUGAGAGAUAUCUACAAGUAUCAGCCAAAUGAAAUGUUCAAAUUCUCGGAUGACCCAAUCAGCCAUGCAGAUUCUAGUAGAGAAGAGGCCCUUAAGGGUUUACCACUGUUCAAGAACUAUUUCUUUGUUCCUAUCAACAUGAAAUCACCAGUUGAAUAUGCUGAAGAUAUCAUUGACUGGGAAUACAUUGACAUGAUCAAGGAAAUCCAUGAUAAAGGAGUUUAUACUAAAUCAGAGAGCCUUUAUGAUGUCUAUAAGAGGCUUACUCACCCAGAUUCAGGACUUACCAUAGAGGAGGCAAUCCAGCACUUCCACUCUUAUGUAGAGGACAAUAUAUUCAUUAAAGGCAACAAGCCCCAUUGCUUGUAUGUGAAUCUAGAGCUAGUAGAAGAUCUUAGGACGAAAGAUGCAACAGAUUUUGCUGAGCAAUUGAAAGUUAAUGUUGGGAGCAAAACUUUCACUUCAGCAUUUGACCUCAUAGACUCAGGAAAGGCUAAUUCCAGCACUCUCAAACACUUCAAGGAGUACUGCUUGUCUCCAGACGGACUUGGCUACAGUAACUACAUGACAGGGCCAGUUGUAGUAGCAGAUUUCAUCAAGAAUCCUAAAACGCUGAAGCUGAGAUUUUUAUCAGUUGACUUAGCUAUCAAAAACAAGAGGAAAUUUUACAAUGAAGCGAAGCCACCAGGUGUCUCUGGAAGACCCAUCCUUUCCUUGUACGAUGUGUACCCUUAUUUUAUGGACAAAGAACAAUGGCUUCACUGAUGUUUCCUACAAAUACUAGGAACUCAUUAUGAAAGAUGUUCAUACGUAACUGAGUUAGCAAAUGGAGUUGGUCUCGAUGUAAACUGCAUUGACCUCCAUAUUGCCACUAACAGCAAGGGAACUAGUUCUGAUGUAAAUUUAGAGCCACUAGAAACUUAUGGAGACACUGUACUAAAAUUUGCAGCCACUUGGCUAGCUUAUGAAGUCUUCAAAAAUGACUCCCAAGCAGGGGAAAAUGAAAUCUGUGAGAGAAGAAAUUGCUUCUUGACAAAUAAAGAGUUAUUCAGAGUAGGAGUCACCCUCAAUCUAAGAAGAUACAUCAGAACUCUUGAUGGAGAUAUCACUAAUUGGAUACCUCCGUUUACAAAACUGAGUGGGAAGUUCCAUCCUUCCAAGUGCUUCUUUGUAGAGACAAAAUACACAGGGAAGAACAUUGCUGAUUGUGCUGAAGCACUAAUAGCUUCGUAUAUGUUCAAUGGAGGAGUCAAGCAUGCACUAAAAUUUAUCGCCAAGAUAGGUACUGUUCCUUUAGAAAAAUCUGGGCUCUUAGAUGCUUUCCCAGACUCACCUUUGUCUUUUAAUAUUGGUAAUCCUCAAGAUUUCAAAGUGAAAAUUUAUGGGAAUUUUGAGGAAGUUUUCAGAGAAUAUUGCCUGAGACAUAAGCCGAAUGAGUCAAUUAUUCACAACUUCGAGGAGAGGAUCAAAGUGAAGAAAUGAGAACCACUCGGGUCAGCUUACAAGCAUAUGGGAAGAUCAUUAAUCAACACCCAAGUUGGAAGAGACGAAUGGACUAAUGUUUUAGUUGAACUAGAAAGCAUCCUUGAUUACAAAUUUAAGAACAUUAAGUACCUAAAGGAAGCUUUGAUUCAUGAAAGCUACUACUCAACUCAUUGCAGGGAGAACUAUGACUACAUGAUCAACUAUGAGAAGCUAGAAGUCCUUGGAGAUGCUGUCCUCGAUGUGAUUGUAAACAGCUCUCUAGCUGCAUUUGCAAUGGAGAGAAAUGUCUCUCCUUUUGAAAUCCAUCAUUCCAAAGCAAGGCUGGUAAAUAACGAGUUGUUGUGCAAAAUUACUUGCUUUUAUGGCAUUCAUAGAUUCAUUCUUUCUGGGUUGUCAAGAUGCACCAUCCCUGAAGAGCAAAUCCAGGACUUAUUCACUGAGAACAAGACGACUUCUACUGAAGGAAAAUACUGUCAGGAAUUUUUCAACUCUAUUGGCUCAAGGGAGAGCACAUUCUGGGAUCACAAGAGUAACCCAAAGAGAAAGCCUAGAUCAUCCAAGCGUCAGAAGCAAGGAAUGUUCACAAAUCUUGACCCUAAAAUAGUAGGGCUGGUGAUGGACAAAAAUCCUAAAUCUCUUUGUUUGCAGCUAUAUCUCGAGGAUUUCGAACCAAAUUUUGUAUUUUGCUCAGAUUUCGAACCAUUUGAAACCCUUCAGAAAAAGAUUCAUAGGAAUUACUAUGAGGCUCCUAAGAUGAUUCCUGAUGUCUUUGAAGCUAUUUUGGGAGCAGUAUUUGUUGACGGAGGCUACAACGAAGUUGUAAGAGUCUUACAGCACACUCUAGGCCCAUUUGUAUGUAUGAUGGCUAAAUACUUUGACGGGAUCAGAAAGAAUCCUAUUGAAGAAUUUAAUCUAUAUUGUAGUUCAAAAGGCCUCGUUCCAAGGAUAGAGAUGUUUAAAAUGGGAGCGAAGCAGGAGAGUAACCCUUACCACUCUGAUGGAGACCAGAUCCUCGGAUAUCCUCCUGAGGAGCAGCCAGAAGGCAAGCCUCUGGUCUACUACAAAUGUGCUAUCUUUGUCAAAGGCAAAAAGCAGCUGUGCAAAUCCUAUGGCAACAGUAAAGAACAAGCUAAGAAGAACGCAUGCGCUCUUGGAUUCUCUAUUCUAAAGGAAGAGUUUGAGAGACCUAUACAGGACUUUAAGUCUCAGGAUACAUCACCUGUUCAGAAGUCACCUAAUCAGACCAAACCUCAAAGCCCAGAUGCCACUAAUAUCUUAGAAAUAAGUGAAAAGAAGGAAGAGAAUGAAUCAGAUGCUGAAAUGAGCGAAGAAUCGGAUGAUAUAUAUGCUGGGUGCUGCUAAGGACUUGGUAAAU